Molecule: messenger RNA, 745 nt
Organism: Photinus pyralis (common eastern firefly)
Lineage: Eukaryota; Metazoa; Arthropoda; Insecta; Coleoptera; Lampyridae
Gene: NC2beta
Product: protein Dr1
Exons: 2
Coding region: 84-605 (173 amino acids)
Biological process (GO): RNA polymerase II preinitiation complex assembly; chromatin remodeling; negative regulation of transcription by RNA polymerase II
Cellular component (GO): negative cofactor 2 complex
Molecular function (GO): protein heterodimerization activity; core promoter sequence-specific DNA binding; general transcription initiation factor activity
Source: RefSeq, a predicted model, not a curated record
CUUAGUUUGGUUACAUUUUAGGUUAGACAAUUCUAUCAAUUUGUAAAUAAAUACGUCCAAAGUACUUAGAGUAAUAUCUUAAAAUGAGCAACCAAAGUAUAUCAGGAAGUCCCGGAAAUGCGGAAGAUGAAGAGUUAACACUUCCACGUGCCAGUAUUAAUAAAAUGAUUAAGGAAUUAGUACCAUCUGUUCGGAUUGCAAAUGAAGCCAGGGAAUUGGUGUUAAAUUGCUGUACAGAAUUUAUCCAUUUACUAAGCUCCGAGGCCAACGAAAUUUGUAACCUUCUAAAUAAGAAGACUAUUAACGCAGAGCACAUACUGAUGGCAUUAGAUCGGCUGGGUUUUGGAGAUUACCAAGCUGAAGCGGAGGCCGUGUUGAAGGAUUGUAAAGCGGUAGCGGCAAAACGCAGAAGACAGAGCACACGUUUGGAAAACUUGGGGAUACCCGAGGAGGAAUUGUGGAGACAACAACAGGAGUUGUUCGCGAAAGCGAGACAAGAGCAAGCAUAUGCCGAGCAACAACAGUGGGAACAGCUACAGGCGGCUGCACAGCAGGCGCAGUGCUCGGCAUUGCCGACCACAGAUGAUCAGGACGAUUAUUCUUAAAUUGGUGAAUGGUGAUAGGUGCGGAAUUAUUUUGUAAAAAAAUAUUCAAAAAUGUUUAUUAUAAUAGUAACUUUUUAGUUAUUAUCUAGUGAUUAUUCUUAUGUUGCCUCACUGUUUGCAAUAAACAUGGCCACAAUUUU